Boeremia exigua is the source of this 4573-nucleotide messenger RNA. Its product is annotated as dicer-like protein 2. The coding region runs from base 162 to 4466 and encodes 1434 amino acids. Gene Ontology annotation, biological process: siRNA processing. The transcript is spliced from 5 exons. Gene Ontology annotation, molecular function: RNA binding; ribonuclease III activity; ATP binding. NCBI's taxonomy places the organism in Eukaryota, Fungi, Ascomycota, Dothideomycetes, Pleosporales, Didymellaceae. Gene Ontology annotation, cellular component: RISC complex; cytoplasm; nucleus. The record is from RefSeq and is a predicted model, not a curated record.
GUGAUAUUCCAUAAGCGCGCGAGUGCGUUGUCAAACUUGAGAUGAAGCACAAGGUGGGUCUGAGCCAAUCAUAGGCUAGCGGGGAUCCAGGCCAACUCGACCAGGAGCACUUUGUCUUUUCACCUGACAGACAAGGACAUGACCUAUCUUGGAUUGAAUUGAUGACUACCACAAUAGACCCCGACGCAGUGGAUCUCGAUGAGAGUUCUCCAAUUCAAGCGGUCGCGGUCGAUGCCCAGCCGCUCGCCCUGCGCUCAUAUCAGGCUGAGAUGGUCGAGGAGAGCCUGGGCUCGAACAUCAUCGUUGUCAUGGACACUGGUAGCGGCAAAACGCACAUAGCAGUGGAACGUACCCGAGCUGAACUCGAGAUUUGCAAGCCGUCCAAGCGCGUAUGGUUCCUUGCACCUACUGUUACUUUGUGUGAGCAGCAGAGCAAAGUGUUUGGUUACCACCUUCCAAAUUAUAAUGUCCUCGUGCUCAGUGGUCAAGAUGAUGUUGACCACUGGACCGAACAGAGCGUGUGGGAUUCGGUACUACAAAAUGUCCGCAUCGUUUUGUCAACGCAUCAGGUCUUGUACGAUGCUCUCGCUCAUGCGUUUGUCCGGAUGGAUGAGCUGGCUUUGUUGAUUUUCGACGAAGCUCAUCAUUGUACUCUCAACCACCCAGCUAAUCGCAUCAUGUCAAGCUUCUACAUGCCAAGAAUCAUAUCAGGAGAUGACAAUCUCCCUAGAAUUCUCGGUCUGAGCGCGAGUCCUGUUAUGAAAGCACAUGCCACAACAGAGUCUUUACAAGAGAUCGAACGGAAUAUGCAUGCUACAGCCAAAACUCCAAAGAAAAGUCGUUCUGAACUAGCACAGUAUGUACACCAGCCAGAACUGAUCAGAGUAGACUAUCAAGUCGAAGACCAGCUGCCAGAUCAGCUGCCGCUGCUUGCUGCUCUCUCGCGUAGUUACACAGAGUAUGAUCUUAUGCAGGACCCUUAUACGAAAGACCUUCUUCAAAAGCAGCAAAAAGGAUACGAUGUUUCUGAAAAGUUGCAGAAGCUGUUUGUAAGCCAGAAAACCUACUGCAUCGCGCAGCUCAGGACUUUGACCACCCGAUCACGAGACCUUAUGCAGGAGCUGGGUCUAUCUGCAGUUGAAUGGUACCUACACCAAUGUAUGGCGAAGUUUGAGAAAAGUUUGUCCGAUGCGCAACAACUUCUUGACGGGACCAAUGACGAGAAGCAGCACCUUCUCAUCCUCUUGAGAAACCUUUGCUUCCGCGAGCUUGAGCCUCCCCCCUCACUUCAAACCGACUUCCUGUCACGGAAGGUCGAAACUCUAAUCGAUGUUCUGGUCGGUGAAGCUCAAAACAACCCCACUUUUUCAGGCUUGGUAUUUGUUGAGCAGCGCACUUGGGUUGCUGUUCUGGCAGAAAUCCUCUCCGUACAUCCUCGUACCAGAGACCUGUUCCGAGUCAGUACAUUCUUAGGCCCUUCGUCGUCGAGCAAACGUAAAGCGAUGAUUGCUGCCUUCCCAGAGCCGAAGAACCAGCACACAACGUUAGAAGACUUUCGGGCAGGCACGACGAAUCUGAUAAUUGCCACAAGCGUUCUUGAGGAAGGCAUCGAUGUGUCUAGUUGCCAUCUAGUCGUUUGCUUCGAACGCCCGAAGAACCUGAAGAGCUUCGUCCAACGACGCGGUAGAGCAAGAAUGCAGAACUCAAAAUACUUUGUCUUCGUGCCUGAAGUAGGAGAUAGCCAUCCUCCCGAGACCUGGGAAGCGCUUGAACAGGAGAUGAAGAAAGCUUACCUCGACGACAUGCGGCAGAGUAAUCUCGCAGAUAUGAGGGAAGCAGAUGAGGAGGAGGGGACGCGGUGUUUCGAGGUUGCUAGUACUGGUGCCCGCCUGACACUGAAUGAUGCCUUGCCACAUCUCAACCACUUUUGCGCACUGCUUGCGCCAGACCCGUACGUUGACCCACGUCCGCAGUUCAAGUUCAUCUGGUCCGAAACUGGUAGCAGUGUUACUGCAGAAGUUACCCUCCCAACUUCUGUUGACUAUGCGGUACGCAAAGCUCGAAGCGUAGAAUCCUGGCGAACAGAGAAAAUGGCAAGAAAGGACGUCGCCUUCGAAGCCUAUAAAGGGCUAUAUCUCGCUGGUCUGGUAAACGACAAUCUUCUACCUGUACGACAGGAAGUUCAAGACAUGGUAGCCGAGUUCCAGAUGCCUGAUCACAGACCCUCAAUGGUGCCCGUCUCGCCAACUCUCGACCCAUGGAUCUCAAUAGCUCAGCAGCACCAACAGCAGUCCGAGGUCUACUUUCGAACGCUACUCGAAAUCAAGACAAGUGACAAUAAGUCUUUGUGUGUCAACCUGUUCACAAUUCUACCCAUCCCGGCGGUCAGUGAGGUCGAAUUGUUCUGGAAUGAGAACCAGAUCUACACAGCUAGAAUGUCGAGAUCUUCGAAAGUUACAAUCGGAACAGCGGAUCUCAAAGUUUUGCGUUCUAUCACUCGAAAGAUACUGCAGUCCAUACACGCGGCAAGAAUGAGCGACUCAAGAGAGGACCUUCUGUGGCUCCUGGCACCCUGCGAUAAUACAGGCCGAUGUCCGGACUACACGAAGCUUGCGCAGUGGGACAAAGAUACGAACGGCUUCCAUCCGGCUCCAUCACUACUAGCAAGGGCCCCGGAUCAGAUAUCACAGUGGGGCCUUAUCUCGCGAACUGGUGACAACCGAAAGUAUAUCGUGCAGGGUGCCGCGGGCCCAUGGAAAUAUCCCACAGACGCUCAAUCGUCAGAAGUGUAUCUUGGGGCCGUUCGACUGCCCAAACGGCGUGAUUUUCUGCAUCAUGUUACCAAGACUGGAAACACAAAUGAUGCAUACACACGGGUGGAAUACUUGAGCUUAUCGGAAUGUGUCGUUGACAAUCUGCCAGCGUCGUAUUCUGUCAUUGCGCUCUUGCUGCCAGGAAUCAUGCAUAGACUUGAAGUGUCCUUGAUCGCUGACGCUUUGCGAACAACAUUGCUCGCUCCCGUCCAUAUUGAGACAGAAGACUUGUCGCUUGUGGUAACAGCACUGACUGCCUCGUCCACCAACGACAGGAACAAUUAUCAACGCCUCGAAUUUUUGGGCGAUUGCAUACUCAAAUUCAUUUCGUCACUGCAUGUGAUGGCGGAAAACCCGCGAUGGCCGGAGAGCUAUCUCACUGGGAAGAAAGGCAAGAUAGUGAGCAACGGCUUUCUUGCUCGAGCUACCUUAGCGGCUGGCCUUGACAGAUUCGUGAUCAUCAAAGGCUUUACAGGAGCGAAGUGGUCGCCCAGGUAUCUGGAAGAUCUGUCCGCAGCCGCAACGCCGUCGGAACGGCCGGAAAGAUCAUCGAAAUUACUUGCUGACGUUGUUGAAUCACUGAUAGGUGUAGGGUAUGUCCUUGGCGGAUUUCCAAAGGCCUUUGCCUGCGUACAGACGUUACUACCGCUUGAGAGGUGGAUACCAAUAUCUGAAGCGAACGCUAUUCUGUAUGAAGUGGUUCCAACAGACCUUGCUAUCACGAACUUUGAACUCUUGGAGUCGUUGAUUGGAUACACAUUCACAAAGAACGUGCUUUUGUUAGAGGCACUUACACACGCCUCCUACACUGGACCGAAUGCACAUGCUAGUUACGAGCGAUUGGAAUUUCUUGGCGAUGCUGUAUUGGACUACAUCAUCUCGAAGCGCCUGUAUAUGCAUGAGCCGCCGCUGUCGCAUCAGAGGAUGCAUGCAAUACGGACAGCGAUGGUGAACGCAGCUUUUCUAGCCUUUCGCAUGCUGGAAACAACGAUUCCAGAGGAGACCAACAGCAAAUCAACUCGACAGACAGAGAUACAUCAAAGAGCGCUAUGGCAGUUCUUACGAAAUGGAAGUCCUCAGUUGGCCACUACGCGAGAUGCGAGCCUGCAGCAGCACACGAGUGUGAGGGGGCCACUCACUCACGCGCUGAGGCAUGACGACGAGUUCCCAUGGCAAUUGCUUGCGCUCAUCAACGCACCGAAGUUCUUGUCGGACAUUGUCGAGAGCGUUAUAGGCGCAAUCUAUGUCGACAGCCAAGGUGACUACUCCGCCUGCGAAGUUUUUGUGCGCCGCCUUGGUAUUCUAGAUUGUCUCGAACGCAUUCUACACGACAACGUAGAUUGUUUGCAUCCCAAAGAGCGGCUUGGCCACUUGGCCGUUGAGCGCAGUGUCAAGUAUGCUGCUGUACGCGACAAUGCCGGGAGCAAGCUGGAUCUACCAGUUGCUAUGGGCAGUGUAUGGAGAUGUCAGGUCAAGGUCGAUGGAGAGGACGUAGGAGGAGUCGUUGAAGGAUCGACGAGGUUGAAUGCUGAGACCAUCGCUGCCUGGAGGGCGAACAAGGUCCUCAGAGGUAAAGUACCCGUUGCUGUGGAAUGCAAUGAGGAGCAAGACAUCUUCUUCGAUGCCGAAGAGGAAAGUGGUGUAGCACUUUGAAGCUGCUAAUAGUCAGCGGGUAUUUUUCAGAUGUAUCUCAUAUCGGCGCCAAAGGUUUAGGACGCAGCACUGCAGCAGUGCAGACUGUUCUCGGGGUCACAGGUUCG